This is a messenger RNA of Motacilla alba alba, 3442 nucleotides long. It is a transcript of the gene VAC14, whose product is annotated as VAC14 component of PIKFYVE complex. NCBI's taxonomy places the organism in Eukaryota, Metazoa, Chordata, Aves, Passeriformes, Motacillidae. Gene Ontology annotation, cellular component: PAS complex; endosome membrane. The transcript is spliced from 19 exons. Bases 33 to 2498 code for a protein of 821 amino acids. Gene Ontology annotation, biological process: phosphatidylinositol biosynthetic process; positive regulation of kinase activity. The record is from RefSeq and is a predicted model, not a curated record.
GUCACGUGGCCGCCGGUGGCGGCGGCGGGGCCAUGAACGCGGAGCGGGACCUGUCGCCGCUGACGCCCGGCGUGGUGCGGGCGCUCACCGACAAACUCUACGAGAAGAGGAAGGUGGCGGCCUUGGAGAUAGAGAAGCUGGUGCGAGAGUUUGUGGCUCAGAACAGCACAUCCCAGAUCAAACACGUGAUCCAGAUCCUGUCACAGGAGUUUGCGCUCUCCCAGCACCCCCACAGCCGGAAAGGAGGACUCAUUGGCCUCGCUGCUUGCUCCAUUGCCCUGGGCAAGGACUCUGGGCUGUACCUGAAGGAGCUGAUCGAGCCGGUGCUGACGUGUUUCAACGAUGCUGACAGUCGGCUGCGGUACUACGCCUGUGAGGCUCUCUACAACAUUGUCAAAGUGGCCAGGGGCUCUGUCCUCCCACACUUCAAUGUGCUCUUUGAUGGCCUCAGCAAGCUGGCUGCUGAUCCUGACCCAAAUGUCAAAAGUGGCUCCGAGCUCCUUGAUCGGCUCCUCAAGGAUAUCGUGACAGAGAGCAACCAGUUUGACCUGGUAGGCUUCAUUCCCCUGCUGCGUGAGAGGAUUUACUCCAACAACCAGUACGCCCGCCAGUUCAUCAUCUCCUGGAUCCUGGUCUUAGAGUCUGUGCCUGAUAUCAACCUCUUGGAUUACCUUCCAGAAAUCCUAGAUGGACUCUUCCAGAUUCUGGGAGACAACAGCAAGGAGAUACGGAAAAUGUGUGAGGUGGCUCUUGGGGAAUUCCUCAAGGAGAUCAAGAAGAAUCCCUCCAGUGUGAAGUUUGCAGAAAUGGCCAAUAUCCUGGUGAUCCACUGCCAGGCAGCAGAUGACCUGAUCCAGCUGACAGCCAUGUGCUGGAUGCGGGAGUUCAUCCAGCUGGCUGGCCGGGUGAUGCUGCCUUACUCCUCAGGGAUCCUGACCGCCGUCCUGCCGUGUCUGUCCUACGACGAUCGCAAGAAGAACAUCAAGGAGGUGGCAAAUGUGUGCAACCAGAGCCUGAUGAAGCUGGUCAUCCCAGAGGAUGAUGAAAUGGAUGAGGCCAAGCCAUCUGUGACUGUACCAGCAGAGCCUGCAUCAGAGGAGUCCCUCUCCAGGCCAGAGGCAGUGACCACCGGUUCUCUGGAUGCAUCUGGUGACUCCAGCAACGGUGGUGUCUUCACAGUAACCAGCUGUGAGAGGAUACAGGUGACCCUGAACCUGGAUGGAAUAGUUCAGGUGCUGGACUACCACCUUAGUGAUACCUCCAUUGGGAUGAUGACCAGAAUUGCAGUCCUGAAAUGGCUUUACCACUUGUACAUCAAGACUCCUCGUAAGAUGUUCCGACACACCGACAGCCUCUUCCCCAUUUUGCUGCGGACCCUCUCAGAUGAGUCGGAUGAGGUUAUCCUGAAGGACCUGGAAUUGCUGGCUGAGAUCGCUUCUUCCCCAGCAGGACAGACAGAGGAGGGUCAUGGUCCCUCCGAUGGCUCCGAUGUGCGACCUGGCCCCGUGGAGCUUCAUGUCCCAGCCAGGGCUGGCCAGCUGAGCUCCUCCACUACAAAAGGCCUGGAAUGCUCACCCUCCACCCCCACCAUGAACUCCUACUUCUACAAGUUCAUGAUCAACCUGCUCAAGCGCUUCAGCAGUGAACGGAAACUCCUGGAAACCAGAGGAGCCUUCAUCAUCAGGCAGCUUUGUCUACUUCUGAAUGCAGAGAACAUCUUCCACUCCAUGGCAGACAUACUGCUUAGGGAGGAGGAUCUCAAAUUCGCCUCUACCAUGGUCCACACCCUCAAUACCAUCCUGCUGACAUCCUCUGAGCUCUUCCAGCUGAGAAACCAACUGAAGGACCUGAAGACCCCGGAAAGCCGGAACCUCUUCUGCUGCCUGUACCGGUCCUGGUGUCACAACCCUGUGACGACUGUGUCCCUCUGCUUCCUUACCCAGAACUAUAAGCAUGCCUACGACCUCAUCCAGAAAUUCGGGGAUCUGGAGGUCACCGUGGAUUUCCUCACUGAGGUGGACAAGCUGGUGCAGCUCAUCGAGUGCCCCAUAUUCACAUAUCUCCGCCUGCAGCUGCUGGAUGUGAAGAACAACCCCUACCUGAUCAAGGCUCUCUAUGGCCUGCUGAUGCUGCUGCCCCAGAGCAGCGCCUUCCAGCUCCUCUCCCAUCGCCUCCAGUGCGUGCCCAACCCAGAGCUCAUGCAGACCACGGUCGCUAUGGAAACGAGCAGAGCUGGGAAGGAGGUUUAUGGAGAAAGACUCCAGCAGCUGGGGGGGGGGGGGCUCCCAAAGCAUCCCCCCUGCAGCCUGGACAGCCUUCACAGCACCCAAAAGGAGCCUGGCAUCCUGCUAAAGCCUCCGGAUGGCUGCUCCAUUCCCACUCCUGGCCUUCGGGGAUGCGUGAGAUGUGCAAGGGCGGCAUCUCCCUGGGGACCAGCUGAGAUCCUCAUGCUCCCUGCCCAGGGGUGCUGCCAGUGGGAUUUGCUUUCCAACCCUUAGCUAAUGAGUAGUGGGGGGGCUUGAUGAUAAAGCUGGCUCUGCCUUGGCGCAGCCCUGGGAACAAAAAGAGCUCCCAAGAUGGGCAGGUUUCUGAAUUAACCCCCUGCUGCUGUUGUCGCUCCUUGGCUUUUAACUGCUUCCCUGGGAUGGCUUUUAUCCCUCAUGGCCUCCGGCACUGAGCUCCUACCCACAGCCCAGCGCUGAUAUUUAAUUGGGGGGGCGGAGAGGGGCAUGCAUGUGCUUCCCCCUCCUUUUUUCUCCCCACUAACCCUGGCAGUGGGGGUUUUUCGAGCUGUCAGACAGCCUGAGCAUCUGAUUAACUCUGACCUACAUUCCUUCAAACACCGAAGCCGGCUUUCAUAACCGGCCAGUCCCAGCUGCCCCCUCCCCAGGGACAUACCAGGGCCACCAGAGCUGCCUGCCAUCUUCCCAUGGGCAUCCUGUGGCUGGUGUCUGCUGCUUCCUUGCAUGGGGACAGCACAGGGAUGAGCAUCCAUGGCUGGUACCCUAGGGAGCCUGCAUUUGGAGGCUCCAGCCAUGAGUGCUCAUCCCUGAGGACUGUCCCUGUGCCACUGGAUGUUUUUUGCUCGCUUAAAGAAGCAGACAUGGAAACUGAGGCAUAUGACCCUGGCAUCCUUAUCUCGCUGCUCUUGACUGCAAUGGGUUGGGAUAGAGAGGAGUAUGUGUCAGAGAGAUUAAACCCCCCAUGUGGGGCCAAGAUGCAGAUGUCCCGUGUCCCCUCCUUGUCCCAGGACCUCUUGGGCUCUAUCUCACACCUUUAGAGGAAGAAAAUAUGUCUUUGGGGUUAUUUUAUGAGGCACCAGCAUUACUAUUUUAGGAUUUGCUGAGCUUGGCUUCUUCAGGACAAGGUUGUGGUGCUGCCAGUGCUGGAUGGUCGCAACACCAAACAUCCCCAUCCCCUUCCUACCCUCUCUCUUCCCACC